UCUGGCGCUUUCGGCUCUUUCCGCUCCGACCUUUCCAGGCGGUCCUCCGGGGCCUAAUGUCGCCCCGCCCCUGCGCCCGGCCUUGAGAGAAGUUCCGGAACCCGGACGCAGGCGGGGUCUUGGGUGCGCAGCCCCCGCGUAGUGCUCAGAUAAGAAUAUCAGAUGGCAUCUGGGGAUUUCUGCUCACCUGGAGAAGGGAUGGAACGACUCCAACAAGUGUGCAGCAAACAGCUUCUUCCUUGUAACCUGAGUGAAGAGGACCUGUUACAGAACCCACACUUCAGCAAACUGCUACUGAGUCUCUCACAACACGUGGAUGAGAGUGGCUUAAGCCUCUCCCUGGCAAAGGAGCAGGCUCAGGCAAGGAAGGAAGUUCAGCUGCAUAAGACAACAUGGCUGAGGUCUGAGAUUUUACAGCGAGUCAUCCAGGAGUUGCUUGUGGACUACUAUGUGAAGAUACAAGACACAAAGUUAACUUCUGAGGACAAAAAGUUUCAUGAGACCCUUGAGCAGCGGCUACUUGUAACUCAACUAACACAGCUCUUAGAUCCUAGCCAGGAGAGAGAGAUGCCUCCACUGCUAGGACUGGAGAAAGCAGACCUUCUGGAGCUCAUGCCGCCCUCAGAGGAUUUUGUGUGGAUGAGAGCUCGGCUCCCACUCGAAGUGGAGGAGCAGCUCAAGAAGAAAUGUUUCACUCUACUUAGCUAUCAUGAUCCCAAUUGCGAUUCAGACCAUGAAACCCUGAAGGCAGCAAAGGUAUGGAAACUGGCGGAGAUCCUGGUGAGUGAGAAGCAGCAGUGCCAGGAUGCCAAGAGCCAGCAGAAGGAACAGAUGGUGCUGCUGGAGAAGAAGAGUGCCACCUACUCCCAGGUGCUUCUCCGCUGCCUCGCCUUACUGCACAGACUUCUUCAGGAGCACCGGCUGCAGACUCAGUCUGAGCUAGACUGCAUCAAUGCCCAGUACCUGGAGAUCAAGUGCAGUGCCAUGAUCCUUAAGCUGAGGAUGGAAGAGCUAAAGAUUUUGUCCGACACUUACACUGCUGAGAAAGUGGAAGUUCAUCGUCUCAUUAGGGACCGUUUGGAGGGGGCCAUUCGGCUACAAGAACAGGACAUGGAGAAGUCCCAACAGGUCCUAAACACCUAUGAGGUCCUUGGGGAGGAGUUUGACAGGCUGGUAAAAGAGUACACCCAACUCAAGCAGGCAACUGAGAACAAGCGCUGGGCACUCCAGGAGUUCAACAAGGCCUACCACUGAACGUUGGCAGGCCAAGAGGCAUGGCUUGUGCAUUGGCGCUGCUUCCUCCUCUUCCUUUUAAUUGGUGCUAAAAGGAUCACCUCCACCUGGGGCUAUCUUCACUCAGAGGAGCGUAGGAACAAUUGCUCCAAACACUGCAGUCAUUUAGGCACCUUUCUGGUUUCCCUUCCUUGUUUACUAUGACUGAAUCUCUUCUGGAAAAUGUAGCCGACUUAUAUAAUUUUAUGUACAGUUAUUUUUCAGUGUAUAUUAUACUUGAUUAUCUCCUGAAUAAAGUAACAUUGAGUCUUA
Messenger RNA from Miniopterus natalensis, 1545 nucleotides. Lineage: Eukaryota; Metazoa; Chordata; Mammalia; Chiroptera; Miniopteridae. The record is from RefSeq and is a predicted model, not a curated record.